This is a messenger RNA of Pedinophyceae sp. YPF-701, 567 nucleotides long. The record is from the annotation of a GenBank genome assembly. Lineage: Eukaryota; Viridiplantae; Chlorophyta; Pedinophyceae.
AUGAACCGCAUGCUUGCGCACCCCUGGCACGACCUCUCGAUCGGGCCCGAGGCGCCCGCCAUCGUGAACUCGGUCGUGGAGAUCCCACGCGGCAGCAAGGUCAAGUACGAGCUGGACAAGGACUCGGGUCUGUUGUACGUCGACCGCAUCCUCGCGUCGUCCGUGGUAUACCCGCACAACUACGGAUUCGUCCCCCGCACUCUCUGCGAGGACAAUGACCCUCUCGACGUCCUGGUGCUCAUGCAGGAGCCCGUGGUGCCGAUGGCGUUCCUCCGCACGCGCCCGAUCGGCGUGAUGCACAUGCUGGACUGCGGCGAGGCCGACGACAAGCUGAUUGCGGUGCACGUCGACGAUCCGGAGUACAAGGACUUUAGCGACAUCAACCAGCUGCCGCCGCACCGCCUGAAGGAGAUCAAGCGGUUCUUCAUGGACUACAAGGCGAACGAAGCCAACAAGGAGGUCGCGGUCGAGGAGUUCGACGGCGCCGAGACCGCGCUCAAGGUCGUCAAGGACGCGAUGGACCUGUACGCGAAGAUGAUCGUCGAGAGGCUGCACUCAAACAAGUGA